Messenger RNA from Podarcis muralis (Common wall lizard), 6226 nucleotides. It is a transcript of the gene MYO3A, whose product is annotated as myosin IIIA. Gene Ontology annotation, molecular function: microfilament motor activity; protein binding; ATP binding. Gene Ontology annotation, biological process: regulation of actin filament length; peptidyl-serine phosphorylation. Lineage: Eukaryota; Metazoa; Chordata; Lepidosauria; Squamata; Lacertidae. Gene Ontology annotation, cellular component: myosin complex. The record is from RefSeq and is a predicted model, not a curated record.
UGGAAAGAGUGCGAGGGGGCGCGCGGUGGUGGGGACUGAGAUGGGUGUCUCCCUUAUGGAUGCCUGGAAAAUAGGAGGAGGACAAGGAGGAGGGCGAGAGCCUGCUCGCGUGGCCUUCUGUUGACCCCCGGGGUAAAGCAUCCGCUGCAGGGCAGGCGAAGGGUCAGGAUCCGACGGGCGGAACCCCUGGACAGCUGCCUGCUCCGCCGGAGCAACCUGAUCUGGCCAUCUGGAGCGAGGAGAGCUGAGCGCCGGGAUCUCUGCUUUCCCGCCCUGAUUGUCUGCAGGCGCCGCUGGAUGGGCCGAGCUACCCGCGGGCAGAGGGAGCUGGUGGCCGCGCAGGACUCGAACCCGCGCCCGAGCCGCUCUCCAGCGGGGCAGGAAGAGUCGCGUGGGGCUCCUGUCUCCGCCCUGCACCACCAAGCAAGGAGUUGCUGUUUGAGAUGCUGCCCUUAACUGGCAAAACGAUCAUAUUUGACAGCUUUCCUGAUCCUUCAGACACCUGGGAAAUAGUUGAGACGAUUGGCAAAGGAACAUAUGGCAAGGUUUUCAAGGUGUUCAACAAGAAAAAUGGGAGCAAAGCUGCAGUCAAAAUCUUGGAUCCAGUUCAUGACAUUGAUGAGGAAAUUGAAGCAGAGUACAACAUUUUGAAAGCUCUUUCUGACCAUCCAAAUGUAGUCAAGUUCUAUGGACUGUACUACAAGAAAGAUGUGAAGGAUGGAGACCAGCUGUGGCUGGUUCUGGAGCUGUGUAAUGGAGGAUCUGUGACUGACCUUGUAAAAGGAUUUCUGAAGCGAGGAGAAAGAAUGAGUGAAGUUAUUAUUGCUUUCAUUUUACAUGAAGCCCUGAUGGGGCUUCAGCAUUUGCAUGAAAACAAAACUAUCCACCGUGAUAUCAAGGGAAAUAACAUCCUUCUAACCACUGAAGGAGGUGUUAAACUUGUGGAUUUUGGUGUAUCAGCCCAGCUGACCAGCAGUCGUCUCCGUCGGAAUACAUCUGUGGGAACUCCUUUUUGGAUGGCUCCUGAGGUAAUUGCAUGUGAGCAGCAGCUGGAUAGUUCCUAUGAUGCCAGAUGUGACGCCUGGUCACUUGGGAUCACCGCUAUAGAGUUAGGCGAUGGAGAUCCACCACUGGCUGAUUUGCAUCCUAUGAGAGCUCUGUUCAAAAUACCAAGAAAUCCGCCUCCUACAUUGCGGCAGCCAGAGAUAUGGUCAUCUGAAUUCAACGACUUUAUCAGCAAGUGUUUGACCAAAGAUUAUGAGAAACGCCCAACAGUGUCUGACCUGCUGCAGCAUGACUUUGUGAAGCAAGUGGAGGGCAAAGAGACUGUCUUGCAGAUGCAGCUGAUGGAAUUCAUUGAUGUUCACCAGCAAAUGGGAAUCACAGAAAAAGCAAGAUUUGAGCGUAUUCAUACUAAGAAAGGGAAUUACAGUAGGUCUCCAGUUACCAACCAGGAAGAUGUAGAUGAUUUGGCAACCUUGGAAGUACUAGAUGAGAAUACAGUAACAGAGCAACUGCAAAAGAGCUACGCCAAGAAUCAGAUCUACACCUACGUGGGGGACAUUCUCAUUGCAGUCAAUCCUUUUCGGAACUUAGACCUUUACGCUACACAGCAUUCCAAACUGUACAUUGGGGCCAAACGGACUGCCAACCCUCCUCACAUCUUUGCUGUGGCUGAUAUCGCAUACCAGUCCAUGGUCACAUUCAGCUCUGAUCAGUGUAUUGUCAUAUCUGGAGAAAGUGGAGCAGGGAAGACACAAAGUGCCCAUCUUCUGGUUCAGCAGUUGACUGUCCUUGGAAGGGCUAAUAACAGGACACUUCAAGAAAAAAUUCUCCAAGUCAACAAUCUGCUGGAGGCUUUUGGAAAUGCAGGCACUAUUAUUAAUGAUAAUUCCAGCAGAUUUGGGAAAUACCUAGAAAUGAAGUUCACUUCCAGUGGAACUGUUGUAAGUGCUCUGAUUUCAGAAUACCUCCUAGAAAAAUCAAGAGUCAUACAUCAAGCUGUAGGAGAGAAGAAUUUUCAUAUUUUCUAUUACAUCUAUGCUGGUUUGGCUGAGAAGAAAAAACUAGCUCAUUACAAAUUGCCAGAAAAUAAACCUCCCAGGUAUCUACAAAAUGAACAUCUCAGAACUGUACAAGAUUUAAUGAACAAUAGCUUCUACAAAUCCCAGUUUGAAUUAAUUGAGCAGUGCUUCAAGGUGAUUGGGUUUACGAUGGAGGAACUAGGGAGCGUAUACAGCAUCCUUGCUGCCAUUUUAAACGUGGGCAACAUCGAAUUCUCUUCCGUAGUAACCGAGUACAUGAUUGACAAGAGCAUCAUUUCCAAUCCAACGCCUCUGGAGAACUCCGCAUCUUUGCUGUGUAUACAGGCAGAUGAACUGCAAGAAGCUCUGACCUCUCAUUGUGUGGUGGCCCGAGGGGAAACUAUUAUACGGCCCAACACGAUGGAAAAAGCUUUCGAUGUAAGAGACGCCACAGCCAAAGCCUUGUACGGGCGUCUCUUUAGUUGGAUAGUCAACCGCAUCAAUGCGCUGCUCAAGCCAGGUACAUUUUUAAGCGGAAAUGACGAAGGGCUGAACAUUGGGAUUCUUGACAUCUUUGGUUUUGAAAACUUCAAAAAGAAUUCGUUUGAACAGCUCUGCAUCAACAUUGCCAAUGAGCAGAUCCAGUUCUACUUCAACCAACAUGUCUUUGCAUGGGAGCAGAAUGAAUACCUGUACGAAGGCGUUGAUGCACGAGUCAUUGAGUAUGAAGACAACAGGCCCCUGUUAGAUAUGUUCCUGCAAAAACCAAUGGGAUUAUUGUCCUUGCUUGAUGAGGAAAGCCGGUUUCCUCGCGCCACUGAUCAGACGCUUGUGGAAAAAUUUGAAGACAACCUGAAAUCAAAAUAUUUCUGGAGACCAAAAAGAAUAGACUUGACGUUUGGGAUUUACCAUUAUGCAGGGAAGGUUCUUUAUAACGCAAGUGGAUUCUUGAACAAAAACCGAGAUACUUUGCCAGCUGAUAUUGUACUGCUCUUGCGAUCCUCGGAAAACUAUUUGACUCGGCAGCUGGUAAUCCACCCUCUUACAAAAACAGGUAACUUGGCACAUACGAAAACCAAGAGUGCGAUAAACUACCAGACAUGGACGCCACAGAAAUCAAUCAGCCAAACUAAGCUGGAUUUCUUUGUGUUGUGCAAUUCGUAUUCCUUCCGUGAGAGUGAGCCAGAGGAUUCCACGCAUCAUCCGAGGGAAACAACCAAUAUGAAAACGCAGACAGUUGCUUCAUAUUUCAGAUAUUCGCUCAUGGACUUGUUAUCUAAAAUGGUGGUUGGCCAACCUCACUUUGUGCGCUGCAUUAAGCCGAACAAUGAUCGACAGGCAAACAAAUAUGACAGAGAAAAGGUAUUGGUACAGUUGCGCUACACGGGAAUUCUGGAAACUGCACGGAUCCGGAGACAGGGUUAUUCUCACCGUAUUCUCUUUGCUAACUUCAUAGAGCGAUACUAUCUCCUUUGUUACAAAUCAAGUGACAAACCCCCUGUAAGCCCUGAAACAUGCGCUGCCAUCUUGGAAAAAGCCCAGCUUGAUAACUGGAUACUUGGGAAAACUAAGGUAUUUCUCAAAUACUAUCAUGUUGAGCAGCUGAACUUAAUGCGAAAGGAGACCAUUAACAGGAUUGUUUUGAUUCAAGCGUAUGUCAGAGGAUGGCUCGGUUCAAAGAGAUACAAAAAGAUAAAGGAGAAAAGGGAAGAAAGUGCAAUUAAAAUACAAGCAGCUUACCGGGGAUAUGUUACUCGCAAGCAGUAUUCGAAUGCAAAGGCAGCAUACAAAAUCGAAAUGUGCAUUACCAAGCUACAGGCUGCUGCAAGAGGAUAUUUAAUCAGGAGGAAAAUUAAGGAAGAAAAGGAAGCAAAUUCUAAAGCAGCAACGACAAUUCAGAGUCAUUACAGGGGAUACAGGGAGCGAAGGAGCUUCAAAAGGAAAAGGGAGUCACUUCUUAGGAAGGAACAGGCUGAAACGGCAGCUACCCCAGUGAAGGAAGAAGAAGAUGUACAAAUUACAGAGAUCGAGAGUAACACGACCGUUGGACACAACAACUCUCCUCCCCGAAGUGAGGAGGAGGCCGCUGUCAUCCUUCAGAGCAACUACCGUGGUUACAGAGAAAGGAAGAAGGUGAAGGAGCAGGGCUUCAAGAAUGCGGCAGGGCAGGAACCACCUCAAGAGGAGAACCUCAAACCAGCACCAGAAGCCGAAGCUGGUAUGGACCAUUGUAAGAAAAUGGGAGAUGCAGAUGAAGCACAAAGCUCUCCUGUAGAGGUUGAGGUCAACGCAAAUGUUGAGCUCAAGUCACCACCUCACACUGAAGAGGAGGCGGCUGUUAUCCUCCAGAGUAACUACAGGGGUUACAGAGAACGGAAGAAGUUUAAGGAUGAGAAGUGUAAGAAACUGGGAAGUACAGAUAAGGGGCAGGCCUCACCCCCAGAGGUCCACGUCAGUGCAGCUGCUGUGCCCAAGUCACCACCUCAGACUGAAGAAGAUGUACAAAUUACAGAGAUGGAGAGUAACACGGCUGUUGGACACAACAAGUCUCCUCCCCGAAGUGAAGAGGAGGCCGCUGUCAUCCUUCAGAGUAAUUACCGCGGUUACAGAGAACGAAAGAAGGUCAAGGAGCAGGGCGGCAAGAAUGUGGCAGGGCCAGAACCGCCUUCAGAGCAGAACCUCAAACCAGCGCAAGAAGCAGAAGCUGGUGUCGACCAAAAAGGUGCAGCUUCUGUUGUGACUCAGAGCAUCUCUGACUUAGAUCUGAAGGCACCAGAGGAGAAGGAAGAAGUACUUCCCAGGAAACGACAGUCUUCUGUGAAACAAAAACUCCCAGAGGAAGGUGAGAAAAAGGCCAUUUCCGACGGCUUGCCUAAGAAAGCAUCUAUCAGAAAGGCAAGUGAAUCGAGCCAGCCAACUCUGCAUGGAAGAAGGGGCUCGGAGGUGCAAAGGCCGUCUCCCAUUGUUCCCCAUGGCAGUCACCUGGAAAGAGGUUCUUUGAAACACGGCCAGCCGCCUCCCUUUGAAAAUAAAGCAAGUGUAAGGAAAAGCUCUGCGAGAGGCUCUCAGAAACAUAUUGAAGUCAGCAAGCAAACCUCGGGAGACAAAGAGAAGGCAGCCUUAGUCAUUCAGAGUAAUUAUCGAGGAUACCGAAGGCGAGGACAGCUCAGGAAAGAAGGGAAAUUGCCGGGUGGGAACCAAGAGAGAGCACACCAUGAGGGGAAUGGUGGAGGGAGCAGUCAAAAUCCCGGUCCAAAGGCAACAAUAGCGAGGCAGAGAUUCAGCGCUGAGGCUGAGGGAUCAAAUGAUGUUCCGGAAGAUGGCCCAGAGAAGGACAAGUCGGAUCUGGCGGCAUUUUCCAGGCAGAUAUCAAAAUUAUCGGAAGACUAUUUGGUGCUGCAGCAGAAGCUGAACGAAAUGAUUCUGUCCCAUCAACUGAGGCCUGUGAUGCUCUCCAAAGACAAGCAAACAAAUGGCCACCUUCCUCCUCGUGUGUGCCAGCCUGUUGCUUCCAAAUCAGAGGAUGCUCACUCUGUGCAAAGGAGCCCAAGGAGGCCCCAGAAACCCAAGACACUAAAUAACCCCGAAGACUCGACAUAUUACACUCUCAUACAUAAAUCAGUCCAGGAUGAAAAGCGGAAACCAAGAAAAAACAGUCUGGGCAAGAUACUAGAUGUAGAAGAUCCCUAUUACCAAGAAUUUUCAUCCACUGAUUUAAUCUCAAAUGCAAGUAAUACCUGCACACGAGAAAAGACACCGCCAACAGAGCCCAGAACUGAAACAUUAAGCGUUAGUGAAGGGCCAAGGGUCACAGAGACUCCAGUGGAAGAGAACAAAAGCAAGGAUAAUCCUUAUGACUAUCAAAAAUUGUUACGGAAGACCUCUCAGCGCCGGCGCCUUAUCCAGCAGUAUUAGCUGCUGCUGCUGCUGCUGCUGCUGUUUGGUUUUCAUCAGCAUGAGCUUCUCCUCCUUUUUUUUUUGGUAUGGUUUUAUACUGUGUCCUUUUCUUUUUAAUCUCUCCCCCCCACCCCGCAAUUCUCUCUGGCAUUUUAAAUCAACUGUGUGCUUACGUUUGUGGACACACAAGAUUGUAGCGCCUUACAGGGAAAGAUGUCAGGGUUUGCAGAGUACUGUAAUUUGUUAGGUGGGUUUUUUUUAAAAAAAGAAAAUGUAAAUGUAUGAAAUAUUAUUUUAUUAGUAUG